UUUACAUAUAGGAUACAUGUUCGUAUGUGACCUAGUAAUAGUGCAUGAUUAUUCAUAACUACUCCGGCGGUAAUGCAGAGAUGAGCGGAAUUGAAGGGCUUAAUUCUGAUUAAUGUUUUUUCUCGCACAGUCUUAAUAAAUAAAUAUUAUUGAAAAUCGGUUAUUUUCUUUUCUCAAUUUUAGUAAAUAAAUUUUAUUAUAAAAUCGGAUGUUUUUUCUCACUUAAUCUCAGUAAAUAACUUUUAUUAAAUAAAAACUUUUUUGCUCACUCUACCUUUUUCGUUUGAAUUGACAGCUUUGACGUCACAAUAUGGCGCCCCGUCGAUCCUAUUCUUAGUUGAAUCGCAUUAUACCUAACUAUUGUGUUGAACCAAUGGAUUCUCAAUAUCUUUAAAUUGAGUAGGUAUAUAAUUACAGUAUUGAAUAUUUUAUUUAUUUGACUGUAUUCUGCUUGAUAUUUCAGAUAAUUCAAUGUACGAGAGAAGCGCGUACAGGUGUCAACAUAACGCUUGAUACAGACAACGUCAGGUUUUUUACAAAUGUUACUUCUUGCAUAUUGGCCCGAACUAGAUGUAGUAGCUUCAAUCCAAUUACCGGAGAACCCCAAAUAUCAGGAGCCUCGUCUUCUGGAGCUCGAAUAAGUAAUGCUCUUCAGUUUUCUAACACUGGAGAAUUAAGGAUAUUGGCACUUCCAGCUAAUACUCCGGUUGUGAACGCUUUUUGUGCUGCUUCGUCUAACUUGACCCAAACAAGUUGGUUGACAAACGUUUGUUGAAAAAAGAUUUUUUUACUAUGUCUCUUAUUUUUUUUACAUUUAUCAUACCAAGCAACGUAACCGUAUAUUUUGACUGAUUUCAUACAAAUAUUUUGUUACCACUAAUAUAACUGUAUUUUUUAUAUUAGGUAAGGACUUAAUAUUGAGUAGGUAGGUAACUAUUAUUAUUUUAUAAAUUUCAUGCAAUUAUUUCGCUCGCUUUGCUCGCGCUAAGUUUAGGUCGCAACACUUAACCUAACCCUCUGUGAGUUAGUCAAAAGUUAAUUGAUCUGUAUUCAUUGGGUAAGCAUUAUAAAAUCCGUCCGUCAUUUUAUAUGCAAUUGGGUAGGCUAGGUUAGGUUUGGUUGGGAUAAAUACGGGUUAAUUGAUUUACUACCCAAUUACAUCAAAUGAAGCUUGCAUAUGGCAAUUGGCAAGAUUAGCCUUAGCCGUCAUGCCAUAAUAAAAGAAGAAGACCUGUGGGUUUUGGCGGGAAUUUAUCGAGUGCGGUUGGCGUCUUAUUUUAAUUAUUGUUGAAUUCAUUCAUAGUGGAUAUUGUGAAAUAAAAUUGGUGUGAUUUUGUGUUACAACCGUGUGCGCCACUGAAGAAUUAACGGAAUCUUUAAAAUAUAUGUUAUUCCGGUCAAGUGGACGUAAAAACUUUAUUGCAGUGUUGACUACCUCACAGAAGCUUUUCGAGAAAGCUGACUCGAUAUAUUUUGUACCAAACACUCCAAGAAACAUUAGAAUGUGUCACACCCAUAUACUAAUGUAAAAAAAAGAAUAUUGAUACAAAAAUAAGACGAUGGCUGCAUGGCUUUGCCUUUUGCAAUAGGGAAGAAUAGAACGAAAAAAAAGAAGACCUGUGUUUUGACGUUUCACUACAUAAAAUAAACUUUACUUUAAACUUUUUGAAUGUAUUUUACUUAUUAAAACUAACGUGCAACUACGUCGACGACUGCGAAAAUAUCACGGAUAAAAUACUAGUCUUCAAAAUGGGACGAAAGGUGACUGUGGCAGUAUGUACAUUAAAUCAAUGGGCAUUGGAUUUUGAGGGAAAUCUUAGCAGAAUUCUGCAAUCUAUACAGGAGGCUAAAGAAUUGGGUGCAUCAUAUCGCACGGGGCCAGAACUAGAGAUUUGCGGUUACAGUUGUGAGGACCACUUUCACGAGUCCGACACGUAUCUUCACAGUUGGCAAGUCCUAGCAGAGUUGCUUAAAUCGCCGACAUGCAAAGAUAUUCUAAUCGAUGUCGGUAUGCCAGUGCAGCACAGAAAUGUUGCUUACAAUUGUAGAGUAGCAUUUCUGAACAAGAAGAUCUUACUUAUUAGGCCGAAGAUGAUGCUGUGCGAAGACGGAAACUAUAGAGAGUCUCGGUGGUUUUCACCUUGGACCAAAGAAAGACAAAUUGAAGAUUACUAUUUGCCAAGAAUGAUAACAGCUAUAACAGACCAGACUACAGUUCCACUGGGCGAUGCUGUUAUUUCAACUAAGGAUACUUGCAUAGGGUUUGAAAUAUGUGAAGAACUGUGGAAUCCACAAAGUCGCCACAUUCCUCUUAGUCUUGAUGGUGUAGAGAUAAUAUCUAAUGGUUCCGGUAGUUACAUGGAGUUACGAAAAGCUUACGUUACAGUAGAUUUGGUCAAGAGUGCAACUUUCAAGAGUGGCGGUGCCUAUUUGUUCAGCAACUUGCGAGGCUGCGACGGCCAAAGAAUAUAUUUUAAUGGGUGUUCGUGUGUUGCUGUCAAUGGAAGCAUUGUUAGCAGAGGGCUCCAGUUUGCGUUGCACGAUGUGGAAGUGAUAGCUGCUACAAUAGAUCUGGAAGAUAUACGUUCGUACAGAACUCAGAUACGGUCUCGGUCCCAUUUAGCAGCAUCCAACAAACCCUUCCCACGAAUCACUGUGGACUUCGCUCUAUCUGAUGAUGAAGAUCUCAAUUUGAUAAUCAGCCCACCUGUGGAGUGGAAAUACCUGACGCCGGAGGAAGAAAUCGAGUUAGGACCAGCCUGUUGGCUCUGGGACUACCUAAGACGUUCAGGACAAGGCGGAUUCUUCUUACCCUUGAGCGGUGGCGUUGAUUCCACUAGCACUGCUUGCAUAGUGUUCUCAAUGUGCACCCAAAUCUGCGACGCCAUACAAAAAGGAGAAAGCCAGGUUUUGUACGAUGUUCGGAAAAUUCUCUGCCAGUCGGAUUACACGCCCUCAGAUCCGAUGGAGCUAUGUAAUAGGCUACUCGUCACGUGUUACAUGGCUUCUGAGAACUCGAGCCAGGAAACAAAACAGAGAGCUUCACAGCUAGCAAGUGAAAUUGGCAGCUACCAUUUUCCAAUAGUAAUAGACGCAGCUGUCAGUGCCGUUAUAGGUAUAUUUACGACUGCUACUAGCCUAGUGCCCAAGUUUAGGGCGAAAGGUGGUUGUCCAAGACAAAAUCUGGCACUGCAAAACAUACAGGCGCGACUCCGAAUGGUUUUAUCUUACUUGUUUGCCCAAUUAAUGUUGUGGGUGCGAGGCAGGCCGGGUGGUCUGCUUGUGUUGGGGUCGUCCAACGUGGACGAGGCCCUUAGAGGCUAUAUGACAAAGUACGACUGCUCUAGUGCUGAUGUCAAUCCUAUUGGAGGAAUAUCGAAGACUGAUCUCAAAGCUUUCCUCCAAUACGCCAAGAAUCGAUUCUUCUUACCCUCUCUAUCUGAGAUACUUCAAGCACCACCCACAGCGGAAUUGGAACCCCUGACUGACGGUCAAAUUACUCAGACUGACGAACAAGACAUGGGGAUGACGUACGCAGAGCUAUCAGAGUUCGGUCGUUUACGGAAGACGAAUCAUUGCGGCCCGUACAGCAUGUUCAAUAAACUGGUACAUACGUGGAGCAAUAAGUGCACGCCGCAAGAGGUGGCCGAAAAGGUGAAGCACUUCUUCCGAUGCUAUGCUAUCAACAGGCACAAGAUGACGGUUCUAACACCCUCUUACCACGCGGAGACGUAUAGCCCCGACGAUAACCGCUACGAUCACCGGCCGUUCCUGUACCGAGUUCAUUGGAACUGGCAGUUCAAGGCCAUCGACGAUGCAGUUGCACAAAUGACUAAAGAUAAACGAGCGUCCACAAGGGAAGGCGAUCGCUCACAAGUAAAACAAGAUCUCGGUAAAAUUAACAACGGUAGCGCUUCUGCACCCAGUGUGAAUGCACCCCUGUAUCUGCGCCGAAAGGGCGUACUGAUAUAACGUUAUUCAUUCCAUUGUGAUUUAGAUUAACAGAAUAAAGACGACAGACUUCCAAAGACAUUACGGCCGCACUCAGAGAAGCUAAUUAACUUUUAAGUUGGACUAAAGUAAAUUUUCUCACUUACUCUGCAAUAACAAUAGAAUGAGAUAUUACGUGACUUAUUUGUCUCUGAGUACGGUUGUAAGGGCCACAUGCAUCAACAUUCGAAAUCUAAUGUAAAGCCCCAUUCCAACGAAUGACAAAUGUUUUAGAAGAACACGAACUGCCCUAAAGAGUGGUUUACACAUAAUUUGUUUUUUUGUAUUGAUAUCCAUUGGUCAUAUAUAUGAUUGGAUCGAAAAACCAGGCAUUUUUUUACCUAUUUCAAGCAUUAUUUGAGAUUUUCCCUUUAUUUAAGAACUUUGGUGCAAGCGGGCCAUAGUCUUUAGACUAUAGACAGUUUGCUAAAUCACCAAUAUACUCAUCGAUUGUUUCGAAAAAACCACGUUCCGUACCAUUAGCACGAACCAAUAUCGAAUUCGUAUCGUUUGCGAGAACGCAAUUUCAUUGUCAAAUUUUGUAUGGAAACUUGAACAGCAGCGCCACAAAGUACGUAAUGAGAACUAAAAAUCAGUACACAUUUGACAAAGACAUUUCGGAUUCGCAAACGUUACGAAUUCGAUAUUAGGGUACUGAUCUCGCGACUAUUUGCCGUACUGAGAGACAUAUUUUUUUUAAUGUUAUUUAAAAUGACGUGCUGUAUUAUUCUAACCGUAUCGCAAAAAUGAGCACUAACCUUAAACUCACUUAAAGCUUAUUUCAUGUUUUUUGGUGCGGCCGUAAUAGUCUAGCUAGAUACACCGUACACGUAACUGCACGCACCUUACACCUAGCUUAGUAGCUACUAGCGGCCGCCCGCGACUUCGUACGCGUGGGGUUAGUUAGAAGUAAAGGUUCACUGCUCGUGCCCCGUAGGUGAUAAUGUGAUAAUAUGUAGCUUAUAAGUUGACCAGACUUAAUACGACGACCUCCGUGGUCGAGUGAUUAAUACGCCGGGAUUCAUGGUGUCGCCAACUCGAGAGGUCCCGGGUUCGAAUCCCGGUAGCGGAAGAUGUUUAUGUCAUGAAUACGAGCAAUUUGUACUCCCGUCAUGGCUGUUUAAUAUGUAUUUCUAUAUAAAUAUACUUAUAUAUGUACAAUAUAUUAUGUAUUCUAUCCGUUACCCUAGUAUCCCAUAACACAGUGAUUACUUUGGGGCUAGGCUAAUUGGUGUUAGUGUUGGAAAUAUUUACUUAUUUAUUUAAUAAUAUUCGUGCCAAAUUUGAAAUAAAUCCAUGCGGUACUUUUUGAGUUUAUCCCGGACAUACAUACAGACAAACAGGCAAAAAUUCUAAAAACUAUAUUUUUGGCUUCGGUAUCGAUUGUAGAUCAGACCCCAAUUAAUCUUUUAAAAAAAAAUCAAUGUACAGUUUUGACUUUACUACCAUUUUAUUAUAUGUAUAGAUAGUGGGUGUGUGCAAUUACGUCAACUGCAUUCAAACUAGCCAAAUGUAGUCUACCUAUCUAACGGCCAUAUUCAGAGAUUAAUUAAAUGUGAUGCUUAUUAACUGCCAGUUUCAAUAAUAAUCCGCUAUUAAAAGGUAAGGAUAAUCUGGUUACGUUGCUUUAAAAUAGUUGUUUUUCAGCUUUCUUGCCUAGAUAUUAAUUGACUUCAAUAAUAACUGUUACUAAGAAACGGAACCAGAUUAUCCUUAAGCAACGACUUGUCUUAUCUGCUGUUACCGCAAGGAAUUGACAUCAUCAAUUUGAAUAAAACUCAUAGAUUAUUUUUAAUUUUAUUGUUUACCUACACUCAGAGAGGACAUUUAUACUCUCGAUGAUCAAUGUUCUGUUGAAACGCUUCCAUUUAUAUUAACUUGUAUUCGGCGAUUCAAAUUGCUAUACAAUGACUCUGCUAUGAAUGUGGGUCACACUUACGAACAUCAUCGAAGAAAAAAAAAACUGUACUAGUUUUUCAUUGAUGAUGUGAUGUGUGAAAAUUAUUUGAAUUUUAUUUAGUUCGUACUCACGUGCACGUGUUUUGUUUGUUAUCCUUUUAUUAUGUCACUUAAAAGUUUCAUGCGAUGCUUACACUUGUAUCUUCCUACAUCUACGUGCAUAUUCGGAAUUGCUCGCCCGUAUUUCUGCCUCAUAAAGUCAUCGGCCUUUAAAGCUAGAGAGUUUACAAAUUUAUUAUAUAUCUAUCUCACUCUAUUUUUAUUGACAAAGUUUUUAUAAUGCUAAGGUGAUACUGUAACUUUUCUACAUCUGUCCUUAUAAGAAAUAACAAAUUAUGUAUUACAGAUCUGUUAACAUCGUCGAUUCAUUUGUAUGCUUUGAAAUAAAUAAUGGAUGAAGGCAGUGCCGAAAAACACACGCAGUUGUAAUUACUUCCUUAUGUUUUCACCUCACCUUAUUGUUUGUAUUUUGAUUUGAACAAUAGUCUUUAGUAAUUUAAUUGUAUGUGAUUUUGGUAAGAAUAAACUAUUGUAGAUGUAUUUUGUAAGCUUGCGUUAUUUCGUUGAUAUUCCAAAGCUCGUAUUUUAUAAAAGCGAAACUUAUUUUUUGAUGCACUUUUGUAAGGCGAUUGGGAGUCUAAUUGUUUAUACGUCAAUGGAUGGCUUUGAUAGUUUUUGUUAAGGGCAACCUCUUUGCCAGCUAGCUGACUUUGUGCAUGCAAAGAAAUCCGAGUUUAUGCAAAAAAUUGCAAAACCAUGAAGUCAAGACAAUGGACAGGCGAGUUAGCUUGUCUAUUGUCUUUGACUUUAUGGUUUUGUCAUUUUGGUUAUUUUAGUCGAGUUUGCUGGGCACUUGUCCCACCGCCGACGAUGAGCGAGAAGCGAGUCGAGCUAGAAACUAGAAACGAGUUAUUGAGUAGCGGGAAGCAAGUGUGUAGUUUCGAUAGUUAUAUCGCUAGACUAAAGCUGGGGAUACACAUGCCAGUAAAAUCGGGAAAGUAGCUGCCAUGAAAGUUACUAGCAUGUACGAGUAACUGGUACACUUACGCGGAUACAUUUGCAAGUAAUACUGGCAUGCAAGUUGUGCCCUUGCAUGCCAGUAUUACCAUCGCGUAUACACAGGAUAGUUCGUGAGAGUCACUCUUACCUACCUAUUCUUGCGCGC
Chilo suppressalis (striped riceborer) is the source of this 7114-nucleotide messenger RNA. Lineage: Eukaryota; Metazoa; Arthropoda; Insecta; Lepidoptera; Crambidae. The record is from the annotation of a GenBank genome assembly.